Messenger RNA from Ectocarpus sp. CCAP 1310/34, 645 nucleotides. The record is from the annotation of a GenBank genome assembly. NCBI's taxonomy places the organism in Eukaryota, Phaeophyceae, Ectocarpales, Ectocarpaceae.
AUGGUGGUGCUGGCGCAUGCUCGCCCGAGCUCGCUCCCGACGUGGUGCAGCUGGCUGUGCUGCCUCGGCGAGCCCGAGACUACGCUGCGAAGUCUAAGGGAGACGAGUGGGGGCAGCAGGGUCUGCGGGUACGUGUUCAAGCGUGGUGACAUUGCGUGGAACUGCCGCAAGUGUCAGGUGGACAGCACGUGCGUGCAGUGCGACGCCUGCUUCCGCCGCUCGGACCACACCGGGCACCCGGCGGUGGCCCGUAUCGUCGUAAGGGGGGUGGUCCUCUUCCUCACCGGCGUCUGCUGGAGCUCCCUCGACACCUACGACCCGGCUUCCCAGGAACCGACAGCCCCCGCCCCCGGAGCCUCUGGCAGCGGCAGCGGUGGGACUCGGCGUAGGAGCGGGCCUUCCUUGUCAUCUUCCGCGGAUAACGCCUCUUCCGCCGCCGCCACCUUCGCCGGGGGAGGAGGGAGCAUGUUUUUCGGAAAUAGCGGCGUCGCCGGUGGCGGCGGCGGGCGAGGUGCAGGGGCCGGGCAGGCGGAGGAGACUGUGGUAGUGCGGGUGCACAACGAUGACGUGCACACGUUCGAGUACGUGAUCGGGACGUUGACGGACCUCGGCAUCUCGUACCACAACGUGAGACGAAGCGGGUAG